Messenger RNA from Chanos chanos (milkfish), 1776 nucleotides. Its product is annotated as nuclear factor 7, ovary. Lineage: Eukaryota; Metazoa; Chordata; Actinopteri; Gonorynchiformes; Chanidae. Bases 1 to 1776 code for a protein of 591 amino acids. The record is from RefSeq and is a predicted model, not a curated record. Gene Ontology annotation, molecular function: zinc ion binding; protein binding. The transcript has 6 exons.
AUGCCGUUUUCCAGAAGCUUCCUGUCCGAGGAGCAGUUCCAAUGCUCCAUCUGCCUGGACAUAUUUGACAACCCCGUGUCCACGCCGUGCGGCCACAGUUUCUGCAUGGCCUGUAUCAGCAGGUACUGGGAGGGCGUCAAACACUGUCAGUGUCCGCUCUGUAAAGAGUCUUUCAAGAGGAAACCGGAGCUGCACAUCAACCGAACCCUGAGAGAGAUUACCGAGCAGUUCAAAAGCAUGAAAAGGGAGGGCGGGGCCUGGGAGGGCGUGAUAGGCGAAAGAGGUGGGGGCGGCGGUGGUGGAGGAGGAGGAGGAGGAGGAGGAGGAGGAGGGGGGAAAGGGAACGUGUCUGAGGUACGAACUCCAAAACAGGGAGAGCUGCCCGGGGACCUCUUCGGGGAGCUGAAGAGGAAGUUUCCAAAGCUUUCCGUGGGAGGCGAACCUCAGAAUGCCGUCCGUGUUACGGAGCAAGUCCCCACGUGUCAGCAGACACCCGAAGCUUCGGCCGCCACCCUGCCUCGGGGAAUCAUUCAGCGAGUGUCCCAGAGGAGGUACACCUUCAGCGGGGCAGCAGACGCUAUGCAGGUGCCUCUGUGUGACAAGCACCAUCGGAAGCUGGAACUCUACUGCAGAACCGACCUGGAGUGUAUCUGUAUAGAGUGUCUACAGACAGAUCACCACUCACAUGACACAAUAUGUGCAGAGAAGGAGUGGCAUGACAGUAAGACUCAGAUUCGAGUCACAGAGAUGGAGAUAGCGGAGAAGAUAACAGAGAGAAUGAGAAAGGUGGAGGAGAUCAAGCUGUCCCUCGUGGACAUCAAAGCGUCCGCGGAGAGAGAGACUAGAGGCAGUGUGAGGGUCUUCUCAGCUCUGCAGAGCUCCAUCGAGCGUAGCCAGGCGGAGCUUCUGGAGGUGAUCGAGAUGAACCGGCGUUCCGCGGAGCAUCAGGCGGAGGGGAUGGUCAGAGAACUGGAGCAGGAGAUCGUUGAGUUGAAAAAAAGGAGCACGGAGCUUGGGAAACUCGUCCAUUCCGACAACUACAUCAGCUGCCUAAAGACCUACACUGACCUCUGCAACCCUCUACCCAUGAAAAACUGGACCGGGGUCACUGUGAACUCUGACCUGGGCACACGGCCAAUCUACCGUUCCGUCUGUCAGCUACUGCAACGUUACCAAGAGGAGCUGCUGAGACUUCCAGAACUCUGGGUGAAAAGAAUACAAGACUACGCAGAGGACAUUACCCUGGAUUCCAACACGGCCCACCCUCGUCUGAUUCUUUCGGAGGACAGGAAGAAGGUGAGAUGCGGAGACAAGCAUCAGUCACUCCCGGACAAUCCAGAGAGGUUCGACCGCGUGGUGUGUGUCUUAGGCUGCGAGGGCUUUAACAGCGGGAAACACUACUGGGAGGUGGAAGUCGGAGGGAAAACCGACUGGGAUUUGGGCGUAGCCAGCCAAUCCGUCAACAGGAAGGGUAAAAUUACCGUUAAUCCCAAAAACGGUUAUUGGUUCCUCAGCCUCAGAGACAAGACCAACUACGCGUUCCGAACUGAGCCCUCCACCGCCGUGGCGCUGACCCUUAAGCCGCACAAGAUAGGCGUGUAUGUGGACUACGAGAGGGGAGAAGUGUCCUUCUAUAACGUGGACGCCAAGGUGCACAUUUACACCUUCGAGGACACUUUUUAUGAAACCAUUUACCCUUUCUUUAGCCCCUGCACCAACAAAUCCGGUAAAAAUGAUACACCACUGAUUAUAACUCCAGUCUUGCCUGACAGCUGA